AUGGUCGUGGUGGUCGCUCACUUGCUUGCAGUUGAGACUGCGCCUAGCGUCCACUUGCUGGCACUCAACUCUCACCUCGGGCUCCACGUAGCUGGGCUCUGCUCAGCGGCCACACCCCGGGCAACCGUCUCGACCGGCGGGCUAAACCAGGUGAGGGGGCCCUGUGCGCUGUGCCGUGUGCACAGGGUUUGCGGAUUCCGCUGGAUGGAAGGUCGGAUGGAACCUUGCGUCGGCACCGUCGUGACGUGGUUCGUCUCUGCACGCCGCUGGACAGCCGGUGACGGGAUGGAUCUCCACAUCGACAUCGCCUUGACGCGCCCACCUACGCCGUCGGGGACCGCGGCUUACGGCGAAUUCGAGUCGCUCUCCACUACAACCCGAAGUCGUGGUCCCAUAGUGGAGUUCAGCCGUGCCACGACGGCACAUGGCAGCCCUAUUCAGGGAUGGCGCUGCCAGCCCCCACAAGGGGAAGGGCCUAGAAAAGGUGGCCUAAACAUUGCUGGGUACCACGGCCGUCUCCAGGCUAGCCAGGGCCGCAGACGUCUUAUUAUGGUCGAAACAAUCAAAAUCGAAACAACAACAAUACCAAUAACAACAACAACAACCAUACUCAUUCUCCUCAUCCUACCUCUUCUUCCUCUUCCUCUGCCUAUUCUUCUGCCUAUUCUUCUCCAUCUCCUUCCCGUCGCCCCACUCGUUGUCACCAGACUGGCAGGGUGAGCCCGCUCACUCUGGCAGCCUGGAAUGUUCGUUCCCUUUUAGACAAUCCGAGGAGCAACCGACCGGAACGGAGGACGGCGCUAGUGGCACGAGAACUGGCGCGCUACAAGGUGGACAUCGCCGCACUCAGCGAGACCCGUUUCUCCGAACAAGGCCAACUGGAGGAGGUGGGUGCCGGCUACACCUUCUUCUGGAGCGGUCGACCCAGGGCAGAGCGACGGGACGCGGGUGUCGCCUUCGCCAUUCGGAAGGACAUUGUGGGACGAUUGCCCUGUUUGCCGCAGGGCAUCAACGAUCGCCUAAUGAGCCUCCGCCUGCCUCUCCGGCGGGGGGGCCAAUUCGCCACCAUCAUCAGCGCCUACGCUCCGACGAUGACCAACCCCGACGCCGUCAGAGACAAAUUCUACGAGGACCUGCACGCCCUCUUGGCGACUGUGUCGAAGGCGGACAAGUUGAUUGUCCUUGGUGACCUCAACGCCCGCGUCGGCACAGACCAUACGGUCUGGAGAGGAGUGCUGGGUCCCCACGGUCUCCGCCGCUCAAACGACAAUGGUCUGCUGCUUCUCCGCACCUGCGCAGAACACCGCCUCAUCCUGACGAACACCUUCUUCUGUCUGCCGGAACGAGAGAAGGCCACCUGGAGGCAUCCUCGGUCGCGUCAGUGGCACCUGCUGGACUAUGUCCUCGUCCGGAGGCGAGAUCAGCGGGACGUGCUGGUGACGAAGGCGAUCGCGGGUGCUGACGGGCGAAGAUAA
Spirometra erinaceieuropaei is the source of this 1475-nucleotide messenger RNA. The record is from the annotation of a GenBank genome assembly. Lineage: Eukaryota; Metazoa; Platyhelminthes; Cestoda; Diphyllobothriidea; Diphyllobothriidae.